AUCUGCUCGCCUGGAUCUGUGCCCCUGGAUCUGCUCACCUUGUGGGACCUGCUUACCUGGACCUGCUCACCUGAGCACUCCCAGGACCUGCUCACCUUGUGGGAUCUGCUCACCUGGACCCUACAGACUGUGGGAUCUGCUCACCUGCAUUCUGCUCACCUGGACCCUACAGACUGUGGGAUCUGCUCAUGUUGUGGGAUCUGCUCACCUGGAUCUGCUCACCUCAGCACUCCCAGAAUCUGCUCACCUGGAUCUGCUCACUUGAGCACUCCCAGAAUCUGCUCACCUUGUGGGACCUGCUCACCUGGACCUGCUCACCUGGACCUGCUCACCUGGACCCUACAGACUGUGGGAUCUGCUCACCUGGAUCUGCUCAACUGAGCAUUGCCAGAAUCUGCUUACCAUGUGGGACCUGCUCACCUGGACCUCCUCACCUGGAUCUGCUCACCUGAGCACUCCCAGGACCUCGUCAGCUUGUGGGAUCUGCUCACCUGGACCUGCUCACCUGGAGGGAUCUGUGCCCCUGGACCUGCUCACACCUUGUGGGACCUGCUCACCUGGACCUGCUCACCUUGGACCUGCUCACCUGAGCACUGCCAGGACCUGCUCACCUGAGCACUCCCAGGAUCUGCUCGCCUUGUGGGACCUGCUCACUUGGACCUGCUCACCUUGUGGGACCUGCUCACCUGGACCUGCUCAUGUUGUGGGACCUGCUCCUGGACCUGUUCACCUGGACCUGCUCAUGUUGUGGGAUCUGCUCACCUGGACCUGCUCACCUUGUGGGCCCUGCUCACCUGAGCACUGCCAGGACCUGCUCACCUGGACCUGCUCAUGUUGUAGGACCUGCUCACCUGGACCUGCUCAUGUUGUGGGACCUGCUCACCUGGACCUGCUCAUGUUGUGGGAUCUGCUCACCUGGACCUGCUCACCUUGUGGGACCUGCUCACCUGAGCACUGCCAGGACCUGCUCACCUGGACCUGCUCAUGUUGUAGGACCUGCUCACCUGGAGGGAUCUGCUCACCUGGACCUGCUCAACUGAGCACUCCCAGGACCUGCUCACCUUGUGGGACCUGCUCACCUGAGCACCUGCUCACACCUUGUGGGACCUGCUCACCUGAGCACUGCCAGGACCUGCCCCCCUGGAUGCCCCCUUGGAUGCCCGCAGCCCCGCGGUCACAGGGUCCCAAAUCCCCCAAUCCAGCCGCUGCCCCCCCCCGUUCUUUUCCCGAAUUUUGGGUUCCCCGUCGCUUUCCCACACUGGGCUCUGACCCUCAGCGGUUUUGGGGGUCCCCUGGUGCCCCUGGGGGGGUUAAAAAGGGUUUGAGGGGGUCAGAGUGGGGUUUUUAGGGGUUAU
Camarhynchus parvulus is the source of this 1355-nucleotide messenger RNA. Its product is annotated as SCO-spondin-like. NCBI's taxonomy places the organism in Eukaryota, Metazoa, Chordata, Aves, Passeriformes, Thraupidae. The coding region runs from base 404 to 1348 and encodes 314 amino acids. The record is from RefSeq and is a predicted model, not a curated record. The transcript has 2 exons.